GAAACUGGGAUAAAGUUUUCCCCAAAAAAUUGGGGAAAAACUUCCUGCGGAGAGAAGGACUACCUCAAGCGUAGGUUUGAAAGUAUCCUACUCCCAAAACGUUUAGAACAUAAUAGUCGUAGAGUAAGACAUUCUUUAAAACCACUUUCUGUCGGUGUCGGCAUAUUCUGAUAUAUUUUGUAACCACAGCUUCAAAAGUGGAGACCGUUUUUUCUUUGCUAUCCUUGCAUUUCUUUAAACGAGAAAUGGAAGAGGGCUCAAGUUCUCCCGUCUCCCCAAUGGAUAGCCUACUGACCAGUGAGGAUGAGUUGGACAGGCAACAGAAAAUAUUUGGAAGGAAGAGGAGACACAGUAAAAAGUCGAGCGAGGACAGCUGUCCAAGUAACGUGAAACGGGGCAAAAAACCGAGUCCGAGCAGCAGCACUCAGUCCUACGAGGAGUUGCAGAACCAGCGGUGCCUGGCCAACGUCAGGGAGAGGCAAAGGACACAGUCGCUCAACGAAGCCUUCUCGUCUUUACGCAAAAUCAUCCCCACGCUACCCUCGGAUAAACUGAGCAAGAUCCAGACACUAAAACUGGCCUCCAGAUACAUAGACUUCCUCUAUCAGGUGCUGCAAAGCGACGAGAUGGACAACAAGAUGUCGAGCUGCAGCUAUGUUGCGCACGAGAGACUCAGUUACGCUUUCUCGGUGUGGCGGAUGGAGGGCGCGUGGUCAAUGUCUGCAUCUCAUUAGCAUCCAAAGCCCUUCACUCAAUGCCAAAGCGACUGUUUACUUCUACAAAGUAUGAAGACACCAAAGGGUCUAUUGAAGAACCCAACGAACCUCAGAAACGUGGCCAAGGGGCAUAAUGUGGUGCACAACUCUCCUGGAGUGCUUUGAGUGCAAUUACCUAACACUUGGAAGAGUGUGAGAAGGAGUGAAGAUAACCCGAAAAGUUGCAUACUCAGACAGUGUUGUAAGACGCUUCUCGUGUCUACUGCUGGCGCAUUAUAAUGUUGUUUUAAUGUCGGAAUGGUGAUGAGAGUAGGAAAAACCAUCUUUUAUCUUUUUGGGGAAAUUAUAUUUCGUUCUGUUUGUAAAAUCUCAAAAUAGAAGUAUAUAUAAAUGUUUCGUAUUGUACAUAGGCCUACCUGUAUGUAUAUUCAGCUUGUAAAGGGACCAAUGCAAUUUAGAAUACGUUCUUGAAGUACGCUGCAUGGAUUUAUCCAGAUUUGACUUAUAAGCAAGUCUUUCAACUCUGUCCAAUGUACUUUUUUUAAAACUUAUUUAUUAAAACACAUAUUUUUGAAUAAUGUAGUUGAGGCUUUUGAUUUAUGUUUCCAUAGAAUACCAUAGCAUACCCAUUUCAGACAGAAUAUGUAGUAUAUUAUACAACCUGUAAAAAAAAUAUAUAUAAGGCAAUGUUUAUGACUCCUUCAAACAGCCCCUUAUUUACCACUUUCUUGUAUGGUAUAUCCCUUUUAUACAUAUCAGUGGGUAAUAGGCAAAUUGGUAGGGGAGGUGGGUGGGGGUGUUGUUUAUCCAUGGAGGCUGUUUGCAUUUCAAAUCAGGGAGGAAUUAAACAAUGGAAGUGUUAAUGAAUUUACCUGCAAAAAAAGUGUAGAAUCGUUCACACAGACCUGAUACCUGGUAUUUUGGUUAGAGGUUCUGUGAAAAUGCAGGAAUCAAUGAGGUGUUUUUGUAUCCGUACCCAUUUCAGAUAUACAAAAAACAGGUAUUUAAACGCAGGCAUGGGUAAAAUAGUGGGAUUUCGGUCUGCAUGAAAAUAUUUUAAUAAUAUAGGCUACAUCCCCUCUAUUUCGAUGUAAAUCAUUCCAGUUUGGCACGCAGUAAAGGAAUAAUCUAAGAUUAAA
Messenger RNA from Oncorhynchus keta (chum salmon), 1855 nucleotides. Its product is annotated as twist-related protein 2-like. The transcript is spliced from 2 exons. The record is from RefSeq and is a predicted model, not a curated record. The coding region runs from base 246 to 734 and encodes 162 amino acids. Gene Ontology annotation, molecular function: DNA-binding transcription factor activity, RNA polymerase II-specific; RNA polymerase II transcription regulatory region sequence-specific DNA binding; protein dimerization activity. Gene Ontology annotation, biological process: regulation of transcription by RNA polymerase II; developmental process. Lineage: Eukaryota; Metazoa; Chordata; Actinopteri; Salmoniformes; Salmonidae.